GAACAAACUGUAGUGACUGAGGGGUUCAUCGGCCUAUGGGCUCAUCCUAGUUCUCUGCCUCUAUAUAGUCUAUCCUUCCUUCCGGCAACGGCUUGUUCCCUCCAUCAACAAUGUCCGCCGAGUCCGCCUCUGCAAUUCCCAGAGGCCAGGUUGAUUUGCUGGACUUCAUCAACUGGUCUGAAGUUGAAUGCCUGAACCAGAAAACCAACCACUCCAUCAUCAACGCCCUCAAGCAGGGAUACAGAGAAGAUGAGGGUUUGAGCCUUGACAGUGAUGCUGACGAGCAGCUUCUGAUUUACAUACCGUUUAACCAAGUUGUCAAACUUCAUUCCAUUGUUGUCAAAGGCCCCGAGGAGGAAGGCCCCAAAACAGUGAAGCUAUUUGCAAAUAAGGAACACAUGGGAUUCAGUAACGUUACUGACUAUCCUCCAAGUGACACAGCUGAUUUAUCUGUUGAUGAUCUUAAGGGAAAACCUGUCAACUUGAAGUUUGUCAAGUUUCAAAAUGUUCGCAGCCUGACGAUUUUCAUCGAGGAUAAUCAAUCUGGAAAUGAAAUUACAAAAGUUCAAAAGAUUGUCCUGUAUGGUUCAACGGUGGAGACAACAGAUAUGAAAGGGUUGAAGAAGAUUGAGGAGCAUUGAGCCUUGGAAAGCAUGUUCAGGUCAAUUAUCUUCACAUCAUCCAUACCCCGAAUAUCGUUUCGAAUCAUAAUUUUUUAAUCUCACAUUGGGUUUUCAUUGUACUUUGUGCUUGAAAUUCUACCAAAUUGUAUGCCCUAAGAAACAAUAAGCAAUUUGUCAUGGUCGUUGUCUCACCAGAUGCCAUUAGAAUUUCAAUAGAGUUUACUCUAGAGAAAGAAACAAAAAUGCCCCUUUCCCCUGACAUUGUUAUUUUGUGUUACUUCUAUUACUAUGUUU
This is a messenger RNA of Cuscuta campestris, 917 nucleotides long. The record is from the annotation of a GenBank genome assembly. NCBI's taxonomy places the organism in Eukaryota, Viridiplantae, Streptophyta, Magnoliopsida, Solanales, Convolvulaceae.